This is a messenger RNA of Oncorhynchus tshawytscha (Chinook salmon), 1972 nucleotides long. RefSeq names its product probable serine/threonine-protein kinase kinX. The transcript is spliced from 8 exons. The coding region runs from base 1 to 1305 and encodes 434 amino acids. The record is from RefSeq and is a predicted model, not a curated record. NCBI's taxonomy places the organism in Eukaryota, Metazoa, Chordata, Actinopteri, Salmoniformes, Salmonidae.
AUGCAGCACCAGAGGAGGCUCCUGCAGCACCUGUGGAAGAAGGUAGAACUCCUGCUGGUCUACACGUCCGCACCAGAACCCGUUGUUGAAGAAGUGAUCGAGGCCACAGAAGCAGAGGAAGUUGCUGCUCCCCUACCAGAGCCUGAGGUUGUGGAAGAACCUGAGGUGGUUGAGGAGGAAGAAGAGCCGGAGGUGGAUGAGCCUGAAAUCAUUGAGGAAGAGCCUGAGGUUCUGGAGGAGGAAGAAGAGCCUGAGGUGGAUGAGCCUGAAAUCAUUGAGGAAGAGCCUGAGGUUCUGGAGGAGGAAGAAGAGCCUGAGGUGGAUGAGCCUGAAAUCAUUGAGGAAGAGCCUGAGGUUCUGGAGGAGGAAGAAGAGCUUGAGGUGGAUGAGCCUGAAAUCAUUGAGGAAGAUCCUGCGGAGGAGGAGGAGGUCGCCCCAGUCGAGGAGGAGGUCGCCCCAGUCGAGGAGGAGGUCGCCCCAGUCGAGGAGGAGGAGGAGGUCGCCCCAGUCGAGGAGGAGGAGGAGGUCGCCCCAGUCGAGGAGGAGGUCGCCCCAGUCGAGAAGGAGGAGGUCGCCCCAGUCGAGGAGGAGGAAGAAGCCGCCCCAGUCGAGGAGGAGGCCGCCCCAGUCGAGGAGGAGGAGGAGGCCGCCCCAGUCGAGGAGGAGGAGGAGGCCCCCAUUGAAAAGGUAGAGGAAGCCGCCCAAGUCGAGGAGGAAGAGGCUGCCCCCAUUGAAAAGGUAGAGGAAGCCGCCCAAGUCGAGGAGGAAGAGGCUGCCCCCAUUGAAAAGGUAGAGGAAGUCGAGGAGGAAGUUGCCGCCAUUGAGGAGGAAGCCGCACCAGUUGAGGAGGAGGUUGCUGAAGAGGCUGCCCCGGUUGAGGAAGUGGAUUCUCCCACAGAAGAGGCUGUUGAGGAGGAGGCCGCUGAGGAGGAAGUUGCUGCAUCAGUUGAGGAGGAAGUCGCUGUUGAGGAAGAGGCUGCCCCCGCAGAAGAAGAGGCUGCACCAGUUGAGGAGGAGGCCGUGGAGGAGGCGGAAGAGGCAGAGGAGGAGCCAGCAACAGAGGAGGAAGAGCUGGUAGAAGAAACAGCAGCAGAAGAUUCAGAACAAACAGAAGAAGCCGAAUCAGAAGCUGAGUCAGAAGAAACUCAACAGGAGGAAGCUCUUCGGGAAGAGUUUGCAGAGGAAGCAGCUGAAGUAGAUGAGCUGGAGGAGUUGAUAGAAGAGCUUUCCCAGGCAGAAGAACAGAUGGAAGAUGAGCCAACAGAAACGCCGAGCCUGCGGUCUCAGCGCGGUAAGACUGAUUGAGGACCAGCCCACAUCGCAUCCCACUGAGCGCAUGCAGCCGCGCUUUCCCACCUCCAGAGAAUGAAAAGCGCCAUCACGGCCUUCAACACUCUCCUAUUUGUCCUAUUUCUCACUCGCAUACCCAGAAACUUGUUUUUCUCACUUCCAGAACUUGUUAGAUUUUUUCAUUUACCCUAUAUAUAUUUUUUUCUUUUCUUUUUUUUCUUCUUAUAAUGACAAGUAUCAAUGAAUUUCUCUUACAGAUGUAGGUAGAUAAUGGGAGGGUAGCUUUUCGCUAAUGGAAUGUAGGUUGUUUUCCAUUUCCUGUGUAUAGCAAGCAGAGGUACAUGUUGCUAGUCAAAGAACUUCACGUCUGAGCCGAGUUCAGUUUUUUGUUAAAUGUGAAGAUGCAAAGCUGCAGUUUUGUAUUACCAGUAUGUAUUGAGUCUACAUGUCAAGAUGUUGCAUAUCUAGGGCAAAGUUAUGCUGACAGGUGAACAGACGAGUCUGGUGAUGUAGGGUGAGUGUGUGAGCUUCCAUAUGUGUAUGACUGAGAAUGUGUAUAGAUGUACACUACAUGACCAAAAGUAUGUGAACACCUGCUCGUCGCACAUAUCAUUCCAAAAUCAUGGGCAUUAAUAUGGAGUUGGUCUCCCCUUUGCUGCUAUAACAGCCGCCACUUCACUCU